Messenger RNA from Pipistrellus nathusii (Nathusius's pipistrelle), 1374 nucleotides. The record is from the annotation of a GenBank genome assembly. Lineage: Eukaryota; Metazoa; Chordata; Mammalia; Chiroptera; Vespertilionidae.
AUGGACGCGGCGCUGAAGCGGAGCCUCUCGGAGGAGCCGGCUGAGCUCCCGGCGCCCGCCCGGGACUUGGAGGAGGAGGAGGAGGACGAGGAGGAAGAGGGGAUGGAGCACGAGCUGGAGGAAGAAGAGGAGGUGGACCCCCGGAUCCAGGGAGAAUUGGAGAAGUUAAAUCAAUCCACGGAUGACAUCAACCGACGGGAGACCGAACUUGAGGAUGCUCGGCAGAAGUUCCGCUCUGUGCUGGUGGAAGCCACGGUGAAACUGGACGAGCUGCUGAAGAAGAUCGGCAAAGCCGUGGAAGACUCCAAGCCCUACUGGGAGGCGCGGAGGGUGGCCCGGCAGGCUCAGCUGGAGGCGCAGAAGGCCACGCAGGACUUCCAGAGGGCCACCGAGGUGCUGCGCGCUGCCAAGGAGACCAUCUCCCUGGCCGAGCAGCGGCUGCUCGAGGACGACAAGCGGCAGUUCGACUCGGCCUGGCAGGAGAUGCUGAAUCACGCCACCCAGAGGGUCAUGGAGGCAGAGCACACCAAGACAAGGAGCGAGCUGGUGCACAAGGAGACGGCAGCCAGGUACAACGCGGCCAUGGGCCGCAUGCGGCAGCUGGAGAAGAAGCUCAAGAGAGCCAUCAACAAAUCCAAGCCUUAUUUUGAACUCAAGGCAAAGUACUACAUGCAGCUCGAGCAACUGAAGAAGACCGUGGACGACCUGCAGGCCAAACUGGCCCUGGCAAAAGGCGAGUACAAGACGGCCCUGAAGAACCUGGAGAUGAUCUCGGACGAGAUACACGAGCGGCGGCGCUCCAGCGCCAUGGGGCCUCGGGGCUGCGGCGUGGGGGCCGAGGGCAGCAGCACCUCCGCAGAGGACCUGUCAGAGCGCAAACCCGAGCCAGAUGCUGUUUCCGUGGCCUCCGAGGCCUUUGAAGAUGACAACUGCAGCAACUUUGUGUCUGAAGAUGACUCGGAGACCCAGUCUGUGUCCAGCUUUAGUUCGGGACCAACGAGCCCAUCUGGGAUGGCUGACCAGUUUUCUGCAGUUGUGAGGCCCGGCAGCCUGGAUCUGCCCAGCCCCGUGUCCCUGUCAGAGUUUGGGGUGAUGUUCCCUGUGCUAGGCCCUCGCAGUGAAUGCAGUGGGGCCUCCUCCCCGGAGUGUGAGGUGGAACGAGGAGACAGAGCAGAAGGGGCAGAGAAUAAAACAAGUGACAAAGCCAACAACAAUCGGAGUCUUAGCAACAGCAGCAGUGAUGGUGGCAAGAACCAGAGCAGCACCCCCCCUGAGGGCCAGGCCUUGGCCAACAGGAUGAAGCAGCUCUCCCUCCAGUGCGCAAAGGGUCGAGACGGGAUUAUGGCUGACAGAAAAAUGGUGCAGAUCGGCUGA